CAUUGGCAACCCACUCUUACCACUGUACCGUGCACUCUAGUGGACCCCUGUGAAAAAUGCGCGUCACACAUACUUUGUACUAGCCUACGGAUCACAACAAAGUCCAAUCGUUACCGUUUGCCAUCUCCACUGCAGAUUCUCUCAGUCGAUUACAGUGGCUUUCCCACGGCGAUCACUAUCGGGGAAGACCAGAGGAAAUCCGGGCAUAUCAGAGCUUUAUCGGUGUUCUCGCACGACAGCUAGCCUACUUCACCGAAUUUAGACAUACAACUGUAGAUUAUAAAAUGCUUAUACGCCUGUAUUGCAUGAAUGGCGGGUAUCACCUUCGGAUUCUGGAGGAUGGAACUGUUGAAGGCAGCAGAGAUGAAAAUGAUAUCUACAGUCUACUGGAAGUGAAGGCAGUUAGUACUGGUGUUGUGGUCAUUAAAGGUAUUGAGGCUGGUCAGUACCUUUCCAUGGGUAGAGAUGGCAGGCUGGUUGGAUCGGCCUCUGCUACAGAUGAAUGCUACUUGUUGGAGAACUUGGAGGAGAACCAUUACAAUACCUACCAAUCGCAGAAGUAUAUCAGCUGGUAUAUUGGGAUUAAGAAGAAUGGCAAGACCAAAAAUGGCUCUCGGACCCACAUUGGUCAGAAAGCCAUAUUCUUCCUCCCUCGGAAGGUGGAUUAACAUCCGUGAGUGAAGAAAAAAUGUAGCUUGGCAAUGAAGUGAGAAAAAAAAAGUGUGAAUGUUGAAACCAUGCUGCUAAUACAUUGAAUCCUCUCAAUGCAUUAACUUGAUACCCCAACCCACUAACUUGAACCACCUGCAGAUUUUUAACAACACACCUGCCUCUAUGUACUCACUCACCCUGUUAACUACAUUAGGCAUAGAUCAGAAAUGUCUAUAGCUCUUAACUUUAGCUCUGUCCUGCUGUCAAAAUCUGAACUGCAACCUCACUAUAAGGAAUGAUAGCUUUAUUUAUAUUUAAUAGACUGUUCCUUGGUGUUUGGGAAUGAGCUCUUUUAAAUGCUAUAUAUUUUGUUACGACUUAUUUUGUAUAUUUGCACAGUGAAAAGUUAUAUUUAGUUUUUAUAAUCAAUAAGAAUAACUCUACAGUCUCCACAGCUGAGAGUGCUUCCUAUCUAUGAGUCAUUUGCCUCAAUAUGCCUCUGCUGCUAUAGGUGUGGAAGAUGUUUUAGCUGUAAACUCAACAACACCCACAGGUCCCACACUCACACAAACAUAAAUAUGAAUGUACCCUGAAUGUGUUGGUUCAUAAUAUACUGUAUAUACACAAGAGUAACUAUCUAUGUGUACAGGAUCAUUGGUUUAUUCUGCUCUGCUAUGUAGCACUCCAAAAAUGUACUAACACAUGAUGCAGUACAACAGCAACACACUACAUAAACACUCCAAAAUGUAUGGAAGUACUUUUUUCCCCCCUGAAAUGUACCACUUGCAUACUAUUUGGGCCAUUCAAAUAAACAUUUCAACCAAUCUUAAUUACAGAACAUUGGGCUGGUUUCCCAUAUCCUAGUGAUACCAGACUCUCUACUUUGUUUCAUUUUGUGAAUAGUCUGGCCCCUCAUGAUUGGGAAAUGUUUCCAACUCUAGUAUCAUAACAUGCAUAGACUUUGCGUUGACUUUGGUUUGGCUGAACCAAUGAUUUCAAUCACACUGGUCAGGGAUUCCUAAUGUUACUUCCUACUUCGCCUAACCUUUACAAAUUGUUAAUAAACCCCAUUGCCAGUUGCUUCUGCCGUCUACCACAGCCACUCAAUUUUAAGACUAGCGUAAUCCCCUCUCAUUGCUGAUUGGCCCCUCACGCUUUGUGUCAGAAGGAAACAUUAUCAGCAUCAUAGUUGACCCCACAAGGCUUCCGUUUUAACAUUCCAUAUGUUAUCUUAAUGCAGAGGAAGUAGAUUGGGAACCAAAUAGAACGUUCAAGCAUUGUUUUUGUUUUUAUUGUUGAAAGGGUCUAUAGUGUAGUGUUGUGUGCCAGACUAGUAUCUCACUGAAAGGAGAGCUAGGUUUUCCCAUACAUGAUUAAGCAUGGUCCUAAACUAAAAAAAAACUUCAAUGAAAAUCUUUGGGAAACAGGCAAAAUUACCUUAC
Alosa alosa (allis shad) is the source of this 2093-nucleotide messenger RNA. It is a transcript of the gene fgf1a, whose product is annotated as fibroblast growth factor 1a. NCBI's taxonomy places the organism in Eukaryota, Metazoa, Chordata, Actinopteri, Clupeiformes, Clupeidae. Gene Ontology annotation, biological process: regulation of cell migration; fibroblast growth factor receptor signaling pathway; animal organ morphogenesis. Gene Ontology annotation, cellular component: cytoplasm. Bases 285 to 668 code for a protein of 127 amino acids. The record is from RefSeq and is a predicted model, not a curated record. The transcript is spliced from 3 exons. Gene Ontology annotation, molecular function: fibroblast growth factor receptor binding; growth factor activity.